Molecule: messenger RNA, 2631 nt
Organism: Danio aesculapii
Lineage: Eukaryota; Metazoa; Chordata; Actinopteri; Cypriniformes; Danionidae
Product: ryanodine receptor 3-like
Exons: 22
Coding region: 1-2631 (876 amino acids)
Biological process (GO): calcium ion transmembrane transport
Cellular component (GO): smooth endoplasmic reticulum; sarcolemma; calcium channel complex
Molecular function (GO): ryanodine-sensitive calcium-release channel activity; protein binding
Source: RefSeq, a predicted model, not a curated record
AUGAGUGUGAGCAUCUCUCCUGCUGAUGCUGAUGAUGAGGUGGUCCUGCAGUGUGUGGCCUGCAUUCAGAAGGAGAACCGCAAGUUCUGUCUUAGUGCCGAAGGUUUGGGGAACCGCCUGUGUUACCUGGAGCCCACCUCGGAGGCUAAGUAUGUUCCUCCAGAUCUGUGCAUCUGCAGUUUCGUCCUGGAGCAGUCUCUGUCUGUGCGAGCGCUGCAGGAGAUGCUCGCCAAGACUGGACACGACAAUGACGCGGCUCAGGGCGGAGGUCACCGGACGCUACUCUACGGUCACGCUAUUCUCCUCAGACACUCGUUUCAGCGGGAGUUUCUGACCUGUCUGAAGACAUCACGGUCGAUGACGGAUAAACUGUCCUUCGAUGUGGGCCUUCAGGAAGACUCCACAGGCGAGGCCUGUUGGUGGACGAUUCAUCCGGCAUCUAAACAGAGGUCAGAGGGAGAGAAAGUGCGAAUCGGAGAUGAUCUCAUUCUCGUCAGUGUGUCGUCAGAACGAUAUCUCCAUCUGUCCAUUUCCAAUGGCUGCAUCCAGGUGGACGCCUCCUUCAUGCAGACGCUCUGGAACGUCCAUCCCAUCUGCUCAGGGAGCAACGUGGAGGAAGGAUACCUUCUCGGUGGUCAUGUGAUGCGUCUUUUUCAUGGACACGAUGAGGUUCUGACGAUCCCAGGCUCUGAUCAGAGUGAAGAAGAGCAGAGAUUGGUGAAUUACGAGACGGGUAAAGCCGGAGCUAAAGCGCGGUCGCUCUGGAGGCUGGAGCCGCUGCGCAUCAGCUGGUGCGGCAGUCACAUCCGCUGGGGUCAGCCUUUCCGCCUGCGUCACCUGACCACCGGACACUAUCUGGCGCUGACGGAGGAACGCGGCGUCGUUCUGCAGGACCGAGAGAAAUCACACACCGCUGCCACAGCAUUCUGCUUCAGAGCAUCCAAGGACGGAAUGGGAGUCGCUGAGAUCAAAUAUGGAGACUCUCUGUGUUUCGUUAUGCAUGUGGCGACGGGACUCUGGCUCUCAUAUCAGGCGCUGGACGUCAAAUCGGCUCGACUCGGACCCGUCAAACGACGAGCGUGUCUUCAUUCAGAAGGACACAUGGAUGAUGGUCUGACGUUACAGCGCUGUCAGCACGAGGAGUCGAGAGCGGCUCGCAUCAUCCGCAACACUACACGACUCUUCAGCUGCUUCAUCAGAGAUCUGGACGGUUUGAGUGUGAAGAACCGUGUGUGUGUGGUUCUGCCCAUCGAGGAGGUCCUGCAGACGCUCAAUGAUCUGAUCGGAUACUUCAGGCUGCCGGACGCCGAGCUGGAGCACGAGAAAAAGCAGAUCAAACUGCGCUCGCUCAAGAACCGCCAGAACCUCUUCAAGGAGGAGGGGAUGCUGUCUCUGGUGUCCAACUGCAUCGACCGGCUGAGCGUUUACAACAGCGCGGCUCAUUUCAGCGAAUGCGCAGGAGAAGAAGCCGGAGUCGCCUGGAAAGACAUCCUCAACCUGCUGUACGAGCUGCUGGCCGCUCUGAUUCGAGGAAACCGCAACAACUGCACACAGUUUUCUCACAACCUGGACUGGCUGGUCAGCAAACUGGAGCGGCUGGAGUCGUCCUCAGGGAUUCUGGAGGUUCUUCACUGUAUCCUGAUCGAGAGUCCUGAAGCUCUCAACAUCAUCCAGAGAGGACACAUCAAAACCAUCAUCUCUCUGCUUUACAAACACGGCAGAAACCACAAGAUACUGGACGUCCUCUGCUCUCUCUGUGUGUGUAAUGGUGUCGCUGUCAGAGCCAAUCAGAAUCUGAUCUGUGAUCACCUGCUGCCCAGACGAGACCUGCUGCUGCAGACGCGACUGGUCAAUGACGUGCAGAGCAUGAGGCCCAAUAUCUCAGUGGGUGUGAGCGAGGGAUCUGCUCAGUACAGGAAGUGGUAUUUUGAGCUGGUGAUUGAUCAUGUUGAUCACUUCCUGACGGGGGAGCCGUCGCACCUGCGGGUGGGCUGGGCCUCCGCUAAAGGCUACGCUCCUUAUCCCGGCGGGGGGGAGGGCUGGGGCGGGAACGGCGUCGGGGACGACCUGUACUCAUACGGCUUUGAUGGACUACACCUGUGGUCAGGUCGUAUCCCGAGGACCGUGGCGUCUGUAAAGCAGCACAUUCUGGCGUCUGAUGAUGUGGUGAGCUGCUGUAUGGACCUCAGCGCUCCCAGCAUCUCCUUCAGGAUCAACGGGCAGCCGGUGCAGGGCAUGUUCGAGAACUUCAACACCGACAGCCUGUUCUUCCCCGUGGUCAGCUUCUCCGCCGGCGUCAGGGUUCGCUUCCUGCUGGGCGGGCGGCACGGAGAGUUUAAGUUCCUGCCGCCGGCGGGUUACGCGGCCUGCUGUGAAGCUCUGCUCCCCCGAGAGAAGAUGAAGGUGGAGCCGGUGAAGGAGUACAAGAGGGAUGCAGACGGAGUCAGAGAUCUGCUGGGGAACACACACUUCAACACACAGGCUUCAUUUAUACCCAGACCAGUGGAUACAUCACAGACUGUGAUGCCUCCUCAUCUGGAGAAGGUUCGAGAUCGCCUGGCUGAGAACAUCCAUGAGCUCUGGGGGAUGAACAAGAUUGAACUGGGCUGGUCCUACGGGAAGGUGCGGUGA